Molecule: messenger RNA, 1949 nt
Organism: Durotheca rogersii
Lineage: Eukaryota; Fungi; Ascomycota; Sordariomycetes; Xylariales; Xylariaceae
Product: NAD(P)-binding protein
Exons: 1
Coding region: 128-1303 (391 amino acids)
Molecular function (GO): nucleotide binding
Source: RefSeq, a predicted model, not a curated record
UACCUCUAUAUAAAUCUACCGAUCGCCUCAUACUGAGCCAAUACGAGGAGAUCGCUCUGCACACCGCAAAGCAACAUCUUACUAUUAACUAUUGAAAUCUGCGCGCCUGGUCCACAGACUACCUACCAUGGCGCCCAUCCGCGUCGCCCUCAUUGGCCUCUCCUCGUCGGCAAAGACCUCUUGGGCAGCCGAGGGCCACCUGCCAUACCUUCUAUCCCCGCGGGGAGCGUCUCACUACGUGAUUGUAGCGUUACUCAACUCGAGCAUCUCGGCCGCCAAGGCAGCGCGGGACCAUUUUAACCUACCCUCGGGCACGAAAACAUACGGAGACCCAACCGAGUUGGCUUCUGACGCGGACGUCGACCUCGUCGUCUGUUGCACCCGGGUCGAUACCCACGCGUUGACGACAGGGCCCUCGCUGCGGGCGGGGAAGGCCGUGUUCAUCGAGUGGCCGCUCGUCGAGAACUACGAGGAAGCUAUCGCCCUGACACAGGGUGUUCCCCUCGACAACAACAUCAUCGGACUCCAAGGGCGCGUGUCGCCCAUCGUCCUCAAGCUCAAGGGGAUACUCAGGUCGGGGCGCAUCGGGCAGGUGUUGAGCAGCGAUGUGCGUGCGUACGGAAACCUCUUUCGGAGGGACGCCAUGCGGGAGGGCCUAGCCUACUUUGCGGAUCGCAAGGUCGGGGGCAACGCCGUCACCAUCUCGUACGCGCACGCCAUCGACUCCGUGCACGAGACCCUGGGGGAAUUCGCGUCGUUCCAGAGCCGGAUGCAGAUCCAGCGGCGGACGAUCGCGAUCGAUGGCGAGGGCGGUGGCGGCAGCCAGCCGACCACGAGGAAGACGCAGACGGACGUCCCGGAUCUGCUGGUGGCGCACGGCAAGCUGGCUCCAGGGAAGGCCGACGUCGCCGAGGAGGCCACGCUGUCGUUUUUCUACCGCAACGGCCCGCAGUUCAAGGGCGCGCCGGGGUUCGUGUGGACGAUCAACGGCGCGGCGGGCGAGAUCAUGGUGAAGGCGGCAAGCCCGUACCUACAGUACGACGCGCACAGUGGGCCGAUCGAGAUCCGGAUCCACGAUCACGCCACCGACGAGGUGAUCGAGGUGCCGUGGGACUGGGAGGCGUGGCAGAAGGAGCUCCCGAACCGCGCGAGGACCGUGGCGGUAUUGUACGAGCGGUACGCGCACUGGCGAGAGAGCGGCGAAGGGGGGACGCGGGAUUGGCCGGGGCUAGGCGACGCCGUGGUGAGGAUGAGGGAGCUCGACGAGGUGUUCAGACAGUACGACGCGCAGAGGGGAGAGUGAGGGCGAGAGUGUGUAUCCCUCUCUCAUAUCUCUCUCUCUCUUAUCGGUUGUACGCCGGCCACUGCGCCGGCCGAGGAUUCCACUAUGGUAUUGUCGCUCCGUCCUGGUCGCACGUCGCGACGGCGCUGCCCAAUGAUAUGACAACGCCUCGGGGGCACUAGGUCUUGGCGUGAUCCAAGCACCCGCAGCCUACACCUAAUCCAGGCCUCGUCCGUCGCAUGGGGCGAUAUCUAGCGUAGGUCGGUCGGUCAGUCGGUCGGCCAGUUGGUCGUUAGGUAGAGUCUCUCCUCAUAGGUAGGUGGCGGGCUGCUCAGUAGAGAAGGCAUGUAACUCGGCGUGGCGUUACCUAUACACACACGUACCUACAUGAUGCCUCAACCCGUACGACUUUGGCUUCCCACUCGAUCCCUUCAGCUUAGGUGCCGAAUCGUAUACACACAUGGCUGCUAGUUGUUUCACAGGUAAAUGCCGCCGAGGCACCCCGAGCACCUCGGUAACUGUAGAUACUAGGGACGUGAUGCGGGAUAUCAGGAGGAGGUAUCUCUCUCUAACAAUGACUACCUACUUCCACCUAGGUACAACUCCUUGGAGAUUGGCGUGGCUGUGUGCACCAGAGAGGUGGGAAGAAGAAGCCCGCCAAUAUCCU